UCAUAGUCGAGUAGUGACAAUCGUUCCAAACGAUCCUCGCAAGAGCAACCGAACUCAACUCCUCUCAGCGACUUCUUCCGCAUCCUCGCCAUGUACAAGUGCGCCAUUCUUCUCGCUCUGCUCGCCUGCGUAGCCGCGGCGCCUGCCCCCGGGUACCUGGCGUCCGCACCCGCUGUCGCAUACUCGGCUCAUCCCGCAUCCAUCGUCCACGCGGCCGCCCCGAUCGCCUACGCCGCACACGCAGCCCCGGUCGCCGCCUAUACCGCACACGCAGCUCCGUUCGCCUAUGCCGCUCACGCGGCUCCGCUCGCCUAUACCGCGCACGCCGCGCACGUCGCCUACGCUGCACCUGCUGUCAGCUACAUCCACUAACGAGAUGGAUCCAAUGGCGAAUCUGCAGCACGCACAUUUCUUCGGAACAAGGACAAGGCUGCCCGGACGACAAUGUCACACCCGACAAGGGAGGAAAAUUAUUCACAUAUAAUUUUUAUUAUAUUUAACACACAAAUGCAGAGAUAAAAAUAAAUUAAUACUUUAUCUAA
Messenger RNA from Solenopsis invicta (red fire ant), 542 nucleotides. Its product is annotated as larval/pupal cuticle protein H1C. The record is from RefSeq and is a predicted model, not a curated record. Lineage: Eukaryota; Metazoa; Arthropoda; Insecta; Hymenoptera; Formicidae. The transcript has a single exon. The coding region runs from base 91 to 372 and encodes 93 amino acids.